AUGCUUUAUGUGGAGAUAGAUGAGGUACGGUUGAAAGGUGAAUGUGAACAAAAUGUUGAAGAAGAACCUAUAAUUCUUGCUGGUGAAAGUGGUGUUGGAGGUAGUAGAAAGCGAGAUGGGAUAGAUUAUGAUGAUUGUGUUAUGUUGAGCCCUAAUUUUAAGAGUAGAGUUGGGAGUAAUAAUGUGGCAGAAGUUAUACAUAUUUCUGACAGUGAACAUUCUAGUGGUCUUAGGGAUGUUAUUGUGACUAAAUGUGAUGGUGAUCGUGAUGAUGGUGGUGAUGAUUUGGCCCUUGAGGUAGUAGCAGACUCUCGGUUUUCGAAUUCUGUAUUCAGUUUCAGUGAUGGAUUAAAUAUCACAAUUGGCCAUGAGUUUGACAAUAAGGAAGCAUCACAAGAAUUUGUUCACAAGGGUGCAACUAUGGGUCGUUUUCGUUACACUACACUGAAGUCCGAUAAAAAGUUGUGGGAAAUAAGAUGCAAAUUUGCUGAAUCGGGCUGUAAUUGGAAGUUGCGGACGACAUUGAUUUUAAACUCGGAGCGUUGGAGUGUAAGAAAACACAAUCCCAUGCAUAGCUGCAAACCCGUAUCUGAAACAAGUGAAGCUUUGAGGGGUACAAAGAAAUUGGUUCGGGUUUAUUUGAAAGAAGAAUUCCCCGGUAAACUUGAUAGUACGCCUUCAGCACAUAAAAUUGUAGAUAGGAUAAAAGCCAAGUACGGUACAACCGUAACAUAUUUGACGGCAUUACGAGGCAAACACAAAGUUGAAAGUGAGAUUCGAGGUGAUCCUGCAGAGCAUUUCAGAAAGCUUCCUAGGUGGUUGCAUAUGUUGCAAAAGAGAAAUCCUGGAACAAUUGUCGGUCUUGAGUUGGACAAAGAUGGCAAAAGUUUCAAAUAUCUCUUCUUCGCAUUGGGUGCAGCGGUAAGAGGAUGGAAUUACAUGCGUAAAGUGGUUGCGAUUGAUGCAACAUUUCUCACAGGACAAUACAAGGGUACAUUGAUCGUUGCAACAGUACAAGACGGUGACCACCACCUAUAUCCGAAUAUAAUAAAGGCCGUCAGCGAAGUGUACAAAGAGGCAGGGCACGGAUUUUGUGCAAGACAUAUAGCGCAAAAUUUGAAAGUCAAGGUUAACAGAGGCAUGGGAAGGAAAAGUUCGAGAGGUGAGACCGUUGCCGAACGGGUCUUCAGAUGCGCGGAAGCUUAUACGUUGAACGAAUUUGAAGACAUGUUUACUGAUAUGAAGGACAGGUAUCCCAAAGUUGCGGAGUAUAUGCAGAAAGAAGAACUUGAUCCCGAGAAAUGGGUGAGGUGUAAAUUUAAGCGUGAAAGGUACAAUUUAUUGACAACAAAUGCUGCGGAAUCAAUAAAUUCUGUAAUGAAAAAGGCAAAAAGAUUUCCGGUGCUGGGCCUUCUGGAUAUGUGUGUCUCCAAAACCGUGGAAUGGUUCGAUAGAUAUAGAGUGGAAGAAGGAUGUGCCGAUGAUUCAAAAAAAAUGACACCGCAUGUUGACAAAGUGUUGCAUGAGAGGUAUGAAACUGCAUGUACGUAUGAUGAAGUCAUUGUGCUAAACACUGUUACAGAGGAGUUUGAAGUGACGGGUGAAAAGGGUAGAAAACACUUUGUUAGCAUUGAAGAUAGAACGUGCAGCUGUAGGGUGUUUGAUAUCGAUAAGAUCCCAUGCAGCCAUGCAAUUGCAGCGCUUCAUAAGAUUGGUAAAGCGAAUAUUAUCGAUGACCCGGAUGUUGCAAAUCUUGUGGUUAUGCCUCCUAUAAUGGAUGAGAAACGACCAUGUGAGAGACCUAAACAAAAUCGGUAUCCUGCUCCUAGUGAAGCACGGAAGAGAAUCAAAUGUGUAGCGGGAACAUCAACAUCGGCAAUGUCAGAGAGAACGACUAUUUUGGAGUGA
This is a messenger RNA of Tarenaya hassleriana, 1908 nucleotides long. RefSeq lists its product as uncharacterized. Gene Ontology annotation, biological process: DNA transposition. The transcript has 4 exons. The record is from RefSeq and is a predicted model, not a curated record. The coding region runs from base 1 to 1908 and encodes 635 amino acids. NCBI's taxonomy places the organism in Eukaryota, Viridiplantae, Streptophyta, Magnoliopsida, Brassicales, Cleomaceae. Gene Ontology annotation, molecular function: transposase activity; zinc ion binding; DNA binding.